GAUGAUUUUGAUUCUUUAGUUUAUGAUUCUACUAUUUUCUUCCUUACUUCCCUCAUCCUCGAUGACUUGCUACUUCUGAUCCCUUUCGUUGUUCCCUCAAUCGCCUUUCCGACAUCGCACCACCAUGACCAUCCCAAAGCUGGCUUGUUUACAGCUUACCUGAUGCAAUUGAUAAAUAUUUCCCCAAAAGACGCCAAGUCUUCUUCGUGUCUUUCUCUUCCGCCUGGCCCCAACGGCCGGCCGAUGAUGACUCCCCAAACGCGGAUGCACAAUUAUCUGCCCAACGGGCGGUCAUGCGAGUCGAAAACGGAUUGUAUGAAAUCGGGUCCCCAUGUGAUGGCUGUCGUGGUGAAGCAAUGCGAAUAA
This is a messenger RNA of Protopolystoma xenopodis, 366 nucleotides long. The record is from the annotation of a GenBank genome assembly. NCBI's taxonomy places the organism in Eukaryota, Metazoa, Platyhelminthes, Monogenea, Polystomatidea, Polystomatidae.